Molecule: messenger RNA, 1309 nt
Organism: Toxorhynchites rutilus septentrionalis
Lineage: Eukaryota; Metazoa; Arthropoda; Insecta; Diptera; Culicidae
Exons: 2
Coding region: 55-1194 (379 amino acids)
Biological process (GO): regulation of DNA-templated transcription
Molecular function (GO): DNA-binding transcription factor activity; sequence-specific DNA binding
Source: RefSeq, a predicted model, not a curated record
GCGUGCAACUAUUCCGGACUGUACCGCGGCAGUGUUGACAUCAUUCUGCACCAAAUGGAGUACAAAUUUGAAGCCGUCCCCGAUGCCAGCGAGAAGUACAAAAAACUACGCUUUCCGCUGAAGAUUUGGAUUUUAGUGAACGAUAAGGAAAACUGUUUCAUUCGCUGGGACAAAACCAAAACGAUUGUGCUAAUUGAUGCGAUCGCGUUGGAACGCUAUCUCGGGUCGGACGGUUCCAUUUUUUGCUGCUCUAAACUGUCCACGUUUUUGUGGCUGAUGGAUUUCAACGGGUUCGAACCGUUGGCCAUCGAUUCCACUGCGGUUGAGGAAGAUCCAAACGAAGAUAACCAACGCCUGCUGUACAAACACGCAUCCUUCACAGCAGAAAAUCGAAGUUACUUUGAGCAGAUUUUUCGUUGUCCAGAGCUACGCGACGUGAUCGAUUCACAGAAUGGACACUGUUCUAUCCAUCAGCCAAGAAUCCUGAGAAACCCGAAACAUUACGAAACCGUCGGAUCAGUGGAAGGUGGUGGCCUGACAAGCAGCAUCGCUUCCGCGCAGUUGUCUUCCAACAGCUUUGCCCAGGAGAAAUUCGACCUCAUGAUGGAGAUGAAGUGGCUCGAGCAAACCCUUCGGGAAGCUUACAACACUUUGGCUGAUGGUGGUGAUGACAUGGUUCCGAUAAUUGAGGUACCUGCCAAAUAUUGUGACGAUACUACGGUUGACGUUCCCGAGUACUCGAAGAAGCGUCUCAUCGCGGGUAACUACGGACAAGUUGAAUUGGAUGACUUGAAGCGUUUCUUUGGAGAUUAUCUGCCAGUGUACGACGAUUCCACUGAAGCAAUGAAUUCAACCGAAUGUUUAGAGGAAAUUCCAAGCAUUUCCCCUGGAACUUGUGAGAGACCUGAGUUGUCGACUAUUUCGUAUUCUGAGUCGGAAACGGUGAUGAAUUCUACGAACACGCUAGAGACAUUCGAUUAUCAAGAGCCAAAAGAUAAAUCGGAGAAUUUUGAGCCAGUGGAUCACAGUGGCAUACCACUGGAAAACCCAUCGAUGAAUUUUGUAUUUUCCGAUGAGGAAAAACAUCAGCAGCCCAUUGAGCAGGAUAGCGAAUGCCAGAAAAGACUUGAUGAUUCCCAAUUCAAACUGGGUAUCGAAUUUCGCGAGACCUUCGAAUUGUUGAAUGAUUGUUGAACUGCAUGUAAUUCAGAGAAAUGUUUCUAUUAUUUAGGAUAAGGAUGCUCGAUAUUUAUUUUAAUGCAUGUAUCGAAAAAUUUAAUCCAAAAACUGUACAUGCAUGUUUGGACUU